AUGGACCCCACUGUGGCAUUCAGGAUAAAAACGGUGAUCGAUGUGAGGGCGGGCUCGGAAAAGAAAAUUGUGAAAGCUGCUCUGGAACUGGCCGCGCGACAAGGAGUGGCCGACAAUGUGAUGGAGGUGGCUAAUUGCGUCGAGAUCAUCAAAGUGCACAAGAAUGCACUAGAGAAAGGGGUUCACGAGGGAAAGCGCUGGGAGGAGAUCGAACAGGUGCUAAACGGCUUCCCAUCUGGUGCUCUCAAGCACAAAGUUGCGAGAGAAAAAGCCUACCACCUUUACGAAGAGUCGCUUCGAGAUGCCGUUCUUCACGACAUUAACAACACGAUCACCGAGCUGUGUUGUGGCCGAAACGAGGAGUUCUUUAUGCAAAUCAACGACGAACCGGAUCCGAACAUCGACUCGAAGUUAAUCGACAAAACUUUGGGUUUAACGAGAUCCACCAGCGAUGUGGCUUUUCGUCGACUGAACGAGCUUCGUAGUCUCCUCAAAACGAACGACAAGUUGCGAAAACAAGUGAACAAUCGAAUCCGAAAACACCUGAAUCGACUCGUCCUCCAUUUCUCGUCGAACAAAGCUGAGAAAGAGGCCUGCCUAGCGAUUGCGUCAUGGCUCACCUCCGGGGAAAUGUCUCGGGAACAGUGGGAACAAUGGAAAAGAUUUCAUGAAAAUAACCAAACGCCAACUCUCGAAAGGCUGAAAGCAAUAGACUGGGUAACAGAUGAGAGUGAUUUCCACUUGCAUAAAAUAAAGGAUUCUUUGGAAGAAAUUGACAAAGAUUGUUUCUUCAAAAAGACAGAGGAAAAGCUUCGCGAAAUGUUGGAAUGUUUUUUACGACCACCAAACUUUAAACAGUCGACGAAAAACGUUUUGGAGGUGGUUGCGCGAACGAUUUACACAAGUAAAAUCGUUGAUGAUAUCGCGAAAAGGUUCGAAGAGAACGGAGAGUUGAUCGAGGUGCGAAUACAUGCGGCCGACGCUUUGAUAGUCGAUUGUAAUUUGGCGGGCGAGAGGUGGAAUGGGAAAAACUUAUGCCUGAUCACCGAUAAGCUUGUUAUGCACAAAAGUGAAACGAUCAUCAAUGUGUCCGGUACUUCUCGCUGUGCAACACUUUCGACUCGCCGAGAAUGUGACGGUGGAAGUGAGGGUGCUUCGGGAGCGGCCGGAGUCGACGGAUUGGCCGGCGAAUCGAGUGGAAACGUUGCCAUCGUGGCCGGCGUGGUGCGUGGAGCCGAAAAUUUGAAACUACUCUUGAAUGGAGGUGAUGGAGAGGCGGGCACACAUGGCGGAAACGGAGCUAAUGGCCAUGUAGGCAAAGGGAUAACAUCUAAUAAAAUUUCUGAGCUCUGUGUCUCCUACGGUAGUAUCUAUCUAACAUCUUGGGAUUAUUUCGUUAAUUGGCGCCCGGACUCAUCUUGGAAGAGCAAUGGGACAAGCGUCUGGGACUCUUCAGCCCAGUAUCUUUAUCGAGAGUAUGAUGGAGAGGACGGAAGAAAGAUGAUAUACUCGAUGGCCGGCGACAAGGGUUACUUUUACACAACUUACGAUCUUUACUUUCUCAUUAUUGGAGCCGAAGGAAGCAUGGGUGGUGCGGGAGGUGUGAAUGGGGUUGGUGGUGAGGGUGGAAGAAAAGGCGAUCUUUCACUAAUCACAUUGUCAAACGGCAGACCUCUGAGCCUCAAAGAGACGUGCAUCGAGCAAAAACAGGGAUCUGAUGGGGCUGAUGGAGCAUGUGGGCUCCCGGGAGACCCUGGCAGUCAUGGAAAUGACUUGGUGUUGAUUGAUCGAUCCGCCAAAGAGCCCUCGAAGCACUAUAUUGGGACGAGUGGUUCAAAACUUACCAAGACUCCGUGUUACGUCGCUGGCCUAAAAACACGGCUCGAUGGGUAUCGCAAACAUCGACUGAACGAGAGCGAUUGCUUUGUGAGUUUUGAGGAAGUGAAAAUAGAGCCUGUAUCGCAGCGACAAUCGACUGAAAAGAGAACAUCCACCGAGCGGCGGACACAAUCUCGAACGGUCACUAAAGCCACCAUCGCCAUCGAGUCGGUGAUCAGCGAUUUUUAUUCGCACUUUGAGGGUGAUGCCCUUUUGGUUGGAAGCUUUGCCGGCGACGGAAACGAAUGGGUGGCUCUAGAGGUUGCCGAAGACGAGGUCGAGGUCGAGGAAACCGUUCAACAGGAAAUCUCCCUCGUGCGCACACACGUCGAAGAUGAUCGGGUACACGAGUGGCAGAGUCGAGCUGAGCAGAUCGAUCAGUCGGAUGUAAUCAAACGAAUCGAGAACGAGAACCUCAAUUUGUCGGCUCUAAUGAAGCUCUUUGAAGACAUAUUUUCCGUUGUUCUUCCACUCGACAACACCGAACUAGUGGUCAAGAUUAAGAGGCAGCUCACAAGAGCUAAUCAACUUUGCAAUGAUGGCCCAGAAAUGCCGGAUCGGAUGUCUUUGCCGACUGUCCAGCGGAUAAUUGAGGAAACGAUUGACAAGCUGAAUUCAAAAAUAGCGCUAUCGAAUAGCGCUAUCGAAAAACAUGGGCGCUUUAAAAAA
Messenger RNA from Mesorhabditis belari, 2547 nucleotides. NCBI's taxonomy places the organism in Eukaryota, Metazoa, Nematoda, Chromadorea, Rhabditida, Rhabditidae. The record is from the annotation of a GenBank genome assembly.